AUGGAUGUGGAUAUUGCCACAAUUUUGAGGACGAAACCAAGUAUUGUUCCUAAGGAAGCCCCGAAUAACUUACGGAAGCUCAAACCAGGAAAAAUUUACAAUGAAGGAUGGUUGGCUGUGUACAUGUCUAGAGAUUGCCCAGGAGCAGAAUGUCAGAAGCUAUAUUUUCAUCUUGAAGACAAACACUUGUAUACAACUACUUUUCUAGAGUUUAUUUUGGAGUUGGUUACGAAUUUCAAGGUCAACCACAAGGAUGACUUGAAAUGUUUCUCUAAUAUGAUCACGUGGUAUAUCCAGGUUCAUAAGCUGCUGUUGAGCUUCAUUCCAAAGAUCUACGAAGUGCAGAAGCGAAUCAAGAAUUGA
Molecule: messenger RNA, 363 nt
Organism: Lactuca saligna
Lineage: Eukaryota; Viridiplantae; Streptophyta; Magnoliopsida; Asterales; Asteraceae
Source: the annotation of a GenBank genome assembly